Planococcus citri (citrus mealybug) is the source of this 1022-nucleotide messenger RNA. RefSeq names its product ATP synthase mitochondrial F1 complex assembly factor 1. Gene Ontology annotation, biological process: mitochondrial proton-transporting ATP synthase complex assembly. The record is from RefSeq and is a predicted model, not a curated record. Gene Ontology annotation, cellular component: mitochondrion. The transcript is spliced from 7 exons. Bases 120 to 965 code for a protein of 281 amino acids. NCBI's taxonomy places the organism in Eukaryota, Metazoa, Arthropoda, Insecta, Hemiptera, Pseudococcidae.
UCAAAAUCACCUUCUACUGAUAUCAGUGAACAGAAAAUUUUGUGUGAUGAACGUCGAAAAAAAUAUUGUAUUCUUACUUUAAUUUGAGAUUCAUUUUUUUAAACUAAUAACUGAUCGUUAUGAGUAUUUUAUGGCGAAAUAUUAGAUCAAUUUUUGCUACCAAACUCUCAUCUAGUGUACGACAAAUUACCAUGUAUCCUGCUCUAUCCAAAGAAGCUGUCGAAACUCUGGGGAAAAAUCCAUAUUUUGAUAAAUACGCCGGAAAACUCUUGGAAAAACAGAAAGUUGCUCCGGAAGAAUUCAGUUCUUUAUUGGAUAACUUGAAGAAUGAGAAAGAAAAGCAGAAACAGAACGUUGCUUCUGUCGAAGAAACUAUAAAUCCAUUACCUGCCGGUCAGCCACGUCCAGCUGGUUCUAACCCAUUGAAGACUAGUACCAAAACUUUGAACGAUAUUUUGAAACUUGACAAGGUGAAAAAUGAAGAACCACAAGUCAUAGAACAAAUGUGGUUAGAAUACCAUAAAACGAAAGAUUCUACCAUCGCUGCUUCGGUUCCUGUAAAUAUAUAUGAAACUUUAAUUCAGAAAUCAAAAAAAUUUCCUAUCUUUCUAGUUGCAUUGCCCAGAAAUCAAGGAUAUGAAUUUAUCAUGCUUCAGUUUAAUGGAAAUGAAGUUCAUUUCACUCCUUUGAUUAGUUACCAAACUCACAAAGAAAAUGCUCCAGGAUGUUUGACUUUAGUUUACUAUUCUGAUUUGAAAGAAGAAAAAAAUCUUAUAUUACUACGCGGUGAAUACGAUAAAAAUGUUAUCAAUGCCAUGGAAGCUCAAUGUUUGGCCAAUCAAAUUCAAUUAUAUUACGGUGAAAAUGAUGAAAAAAGAACUAAAUUGAUGGAAAGAUUUACCAAUCAUCCGGAUGAAUUCCAACACAUGGAUUUAAUUGGAGAACUUAACACGUUAUCCAUUUAAUUUUUAUAUUCAAUUGUAGAUCAACGUUAUCAAUAAACGUUGAAAUUAUUUUUACUA